UAUACAAAGUUGGAAAUAUAUAGUCGAGUAUUACUAUUAGCGGUGUAAUAGGUAAUGAGACCAAGACUACGUAAACCCUACUCAUUAGCCUUUUUCCUCUGAUCGUAGAUUAAAGAGUGCAAUCGCUGCGUCUACCUUUCUUUCUCGCACAGCACAAACGAUGGAUAGGUACCAGAGGGUGGAGAAGCCCAAAGCAGAUGGUCCUAUUAAUGAAAACGAGAUUCGCAUUACAACUCAAGGAAGAAUGAGAAAUUAUAUCACUUAUGCCACCACUCUCUUUCAAGAAAAAGGAGCUGAUGAUAUUGUUCUCAAAGCAAUGGGACGUGCAAUAAAUAAGACUGUAAUGAUUACUGAGCUAAUAAAGAGAAGGAUUGUUGGUCUUCAUCAGAACACUCAAGUUGGAUCAACUGAUAUAACUGACACAUGGGAACCACUAGAAGAAGGCCUUCUUCCUUUGGAGACUACUCGUCAUGUUUCGAUGAUUACAAUUACUUUGUCAAAGAAAGAGCUGGAUACAUCGUCCACAGGAUAUCAACCCCCUCUUCCAGCUGAUCAAGUAAAACCUUUAAAUGAAUAUGAAGAGGAAGGAGAAGGCUCACCAAGGAUGCGGGGAAGGGGACGUGGUCGUGGAAGGGGAAGGGGAAGGGGAAGAGGCAGAGGAAUGUACAAUGGGGGUAUGGAAUAUGUUGAUGGUUGGGAUGGUGGGCGUGGCUAUGGUGGGAGAGGGCGUGGCCGUGCAUGGGGGCGUGCUUUCCGAGGACGAGGACGUGGCUAUGGUGCUGAGCCAGCUGGGUAUUACGGCAAUGAUGAAUAUGAUGCACCACCUGCCCCACGUGGCCGAGGUCGUGGAAGGGGAAGAGGCCGAGGAGCAGCUGCUUGAUCACUUGGAUGUUGCUCGUCAUGUAUAUGUUCUGUUAGAAGAGGGGUUACCUCUGCUUAGUUAUUUGUUAGAUUUGCAAUUAUUUUAUAUUAUUUGAAGCGCUCAGUGUUGCAACCAUGUUUCAGCAGUUUUGUUUUUGUAUUCUUUCCCUUAUAACAUUUAUAAUUUUAAGUUCGUUAGGUUGAGUUAGAUGUGGCGUUAAGCAUGGUUUUGUCCAAAGACUAGACCAUGUAUGCAACUGUUCUAGUGGUAGUUUCAGCCAGUUGUGUCCUAUUUACACACUUGAAUCCCAAUUUGUUGUAAUUUGAUUUUGCUCCUCGGAUUAAUUUUAACUAAAAAGUUUACACUUUUCUCUAAA
Molecule: messenger RNA, 1238 nt
Organism: Medicago truncatula (barrel medic)
Lineage: Eukaryota; Viridiplantae; Streptophyta; Magnoliopsida; Fabales; Fabaceae
Product: ribonuclease P protein subunit p25-like protein
Exons: 9
Coding region: 161-880 (239 amino acids)
Molecular function (GO): RNA binding
Source: RefSeq, a predicted model, not a curated record